Molecule: messenger RNA, 4899 nt
Organism: Electrophorus electricus (electric eel)
Lineage: Eukaryota; Metazoa; Chordata; Actinopteri; Gymnotiformes; Gymnotidae
Gene: keap1b
Product: kelch-like ECH-associated protein 1b
Molecular function (GO): protein binding
Source: RefSeq, a predicted model, not a curated record
UCUUACCCGGGGACGGAUGUGCGCGCUUUGAGGUGAGCGGUGUCGUCUUAGAUGCUGCUCUUAUUUUGCCACCCAGGCGAGGUUUGCACAAUGCUUAGUCAUGGUGACUUACCCAUUUCCCUCGCUCUCAUGUAGAGUUUAGUCAGCGCUGGAAGGAUUCGUCGGUGCCGAACAGUAGCUAUAGCUAUAACACGUCUUUUCAGUAACUAGUGGAUGAAAACAGAUUCUUGGAACAGACUUUUCUAAGUCCUGGAGUGGUCAGCUGUGUAAAGCGUUUUUGUUUGUUUUUUUUUCCUGGAAGAGGAUGUCAGCUCAGACUAUAUAACCUCUAGCACCUCUUUCCCAAUGUGAAACUGUAGCCAUUCAGUCUUAAAAAAAAAGUAAAAUUUGCUACUACAGGGCAAAAUGUCCUUUUAACAAGUUUAUUUUUACCUCUAUUUAAAAAAGGGUUAUCGGAAGAACAUUACACAUGAGAUUCUGCUGUCUUAUUUACCAAAACUCUACUCUUUUUCUCUCUUGUCUCAUAGCCUCUGAUUUCAAUUUUUUAAUAAGGCAGCAUCUUUGUUUUGGGACUAGCCACAGUCCAGGGCAAAGGACUCACCAUGUUGCGAUGUUAAAAUUGCUACUGUGGCAAGUUCACCACCUUUCAACUGCUUUUGCCAAUACUGUUCCUCAUAUCCCAGACGUUUCUAGUAUUGCCACCACACAAAUGUGUGUUCAGCAGCCAAACUCUGAUUCCAUCCUUAUGAAUCCAGGUCAGCUGAGGCCAUAGCACUCUGUUCAGGUUUCUUGGCGGUUAAUAUGGCUCACGCGUAACAAGAGGAUCUUUAUGUUUCGAAGAAGGAUGUUAACAGAUCACUCAGGUUAGCUAAUAAAGACUUAACUUGUGCUUCUCUGGGAUCACAAAUGGAUUAUAACUCUCAUGUUGGCAAUAGAGGUGAUUUGUGGACUAAAGUUUGCACCAGGUAGAGUGUGCAGCAAACAGUAACAUCAAAAAAAAGUGGCGGAUUGAACAAUCGGUAAUAAGGAGGAGAAGCCCAUCUCUUAUAUUCCUGCACCUCAAAAGCUCUACAGAAAGGGGUACUAAACCACCUGUUCACCUUUCACAGAAAGAAAGUAACUUUGCCAGGGCUUUGGGGGGGGGGGUGUGGCCAAAGAAACAAAAGUAGAUAAAAGAAAAAAUAUCCCGCCCGCCCCCCCUUGGUUCCUCCGUACACAGUUUCCUGCACGCCCUUUGCACUGGCGAGUGAGGAUGCAGGCGCCGGGCAGUGGCCGCCGGUGAAGAUGUAUGAGGCGUCGGGGAUGACGGAGUGCAAGGCGGAGGUGACGCCGUCUACGCACAACGGCCACCGCGUCUUCAGCUACACGCUGAAGAGCCACACGGCGGCCGCCUUUAGCAUUAUGAACGAGCUACGCCUGGAGCGGCAGCUCUGUGAUGUAACGCUGCGUGUCAAGUACAAUGACCUGGAGGCCGUUGACUUCGUGGCACACAAGGUGGUGUUGGCGUCCUCCUCGCCUGUCUUCCGUGCCAUGUUCACCAACGGCCUGAAGGAAUGCGGCAUGGAGGUUGUGCCCAUCGAGGGCAUCCACCCGCGGGUAAUGGAGCGCCUGAUAGAAUUUGCGUACACGGCGAGCAUCUCCGUGGGUGAGAAGUGCGUGAUCCACGUGAUGAAUGGUGCAGUGAUGUACCAGAUUGACAGCGUGGUGAAGGCCUGCUGUGACUUCCUGGUUCAGCAGCUAGACCCAAGCAACGCCAUCGGCAUCACCAACUUUGCUGAGCAGAUCGGCUGCACAGAGCUGCAUCAGAAGGCCCGCGAGUACAUCUACAUGAAUUUCAGCCAGGUGGCGACGCAAGAAGAGUUCUUCAACCUGUCACACUGCCAGCUGGUGACUCUGAUCAGCCGUGACGAGCUGAACGUGCGCUGUGAGUCGGAGGUGUUUCAUGCCUGCGUGGCGUGGGUGCAGUACGACCGCGAGAACCGCCGGCCGUACGUGCAGGCGCUCCUGCAGGCCGUGCGCUGCCACUCGCUCACGCCCAACUUCCUGCAGCGGCAGCUUGAGCACUUCGAAUGGGACGCAAAGAGCAAGGACUACCUGGCGCAAAUCUUUCAGGACCUUACGCUGCACAAGCCCACCAAGGCUGUGUCGUGCCGCACACCCAAGGUGCCGCGCCUCAUCUACACGGCCGGCGGCUACUUCCGGCAGUCGCUCUGCUACCUGGAGGCGUUCAGCCCAUGCACAGGCACCUGGCUGCGCCUGGCAGACCUGAAGGUGCCCCGCAGUGGCCUGGCAGCCUGCGUGAUCAGCGGCCUCUUCUACGCCGUCGGCGGCCGCAACAAUGCCCCUGACGGCAACAUGGAUUCCAGCGCGCUGGACUGCUACAACCCCAUGAACAACUGCUGGCGCCUCUGCGCGCCCAUGAGUGUUCCCCGCAACCGCAUUGGCAUUGGUGUCAUUGACGGGAUGAUCUAUGCUGUGGGGGGGUCCCAUGGCUGCGUCCACCAUAACAGUGUAGAGAGGUAUGAUCCAGAAAAUGACUCAUGGCAGCUGGUGGCCCCUAUGCAGACACGGCGUAUCGGGGUAGGCGUGGCAGUCAUCAACCGCCUCCUAUACGCUGUGGGUGGCUUUGACGGCACUCACCGGCUGAGCUCGGUGGAGUGUUACAACCCUGAGAAAGACGAGUGGAGGAGCACAGCAUCCAUGAACACUGUCCGCAGCGGAGCUGGUGUGUGUGCACUCGGGAACCACAUAUAUGUCAUGGGCGGCUACGACGGCACCAACCAGCUGAACACGGUGGAAUGCUACGAUGUGGAGACGGACAGUUGGGCCUUCGUCUCUGCCAUGAGGCACCGCCGCAGUGCCCUGGGCGUCACCACCCACCAUGGCCGCAUCUACGCUUUGGGCGGAUACGAUGGAAACACCUUUUUGGACAGUGUGGAGUGCUACGACACUGAAACAGACACCUGGAACGAGGUCACGAAGAUGACCUCUGGCCGGAGCGGGGUUGGGGUGGCGGUCACCAUGGAGCCGUGCCAAAAGGACUGUCAGAAACUCUAGAGGCUCCCCCCUCCUUCCCUCAUCUGUGUCUCCCUUCAUCUAUCCCACCAUUGUUAUCCUCCUUCUCCAGCCGGGCUUAUGAUUGCACACAAAGCUCUGGUGCUGUCCAUUCAAAAUUAACCAGCCCUGUAAAAGUCUGCGAGAAAAGCCGACUACUUAACACCACUGGGCCAUGGGCUACAGGGUUCAAAUGAAGUUCAGAAGAAACUUUAUAUACAUUGCUAGAGUGGCAGAAAUCAGGUGUGUACUUCCUACUCCCAAGCAUUUUAGUCACCAUAAUUGUAAUGCCCUCCCAAACACAGGAAUGAUCCCGAGCUCUCUCACACCAGACAGCAUUUCUAAGACAGGUGAAAUUGUUGGGUUUAGAUGGUUUUAUGUUUUUAGAAGAUGACUGCAUGCAGUGGGGUCACUAAAAUGAGUUAGCCAGUGUCCCCUAUUGUAUUACUGACCAGCCUUGUACAUCUAACCCGCAACUGUGGUGGCCGUGGUUGAAAUGGGAACCUCUCGAAGCAGCAGUGAGUUUGAGCGCCUUAUUACCACAGAGGGUUUUUGUUGUCAUUUUUGGUGGGUUUUUUUCCCUUGAAAAUGUCGAAGUGCCAUUAUCUUGCCUCACCACAGCAGUAUCCCAUCCUCUGUGCCACUCUCUUGGGCAUGAAGUCUGGGCUGAAGGGUCAUGGGGCACGACGGUCCCGAGAGCUGGUGUAGUAGCUUUGGGUUGGAGCUUGCUGAGUGUUUCUGAACCCCACAUACAGAGACAUCACACUUUGUGCAUUUCUUUUGUGGUUGCACCGCUCUAUGUAAUUAUCUAGACCUUCACAAGAUGAACCAGGUAAGUUUAGAAAAGGGAAAACCAUAAAGUGAAGUCCCCUAAACUUGGGUUGUGUUACUACAUGUAAUCUGGUUAGUAAUUAUUUCUAGACCAGUAGUUUGAGUAUCAGCUCUAUUUCUAUUUUGGCACACCUGCUUUAAACUCAUGAAAGCCUGUAUAAUUAUACAGUGAAUUGGGGCACAUUAAAACUGUUCAGUGGAGGGGAAACUCAGUUCUGGAACUUGAGUCUUCAGUAUCCCUUCAUAUUAUGGUAUUUUCUUUGCUACUAUCACACCUGACUUCAUGAGUUUUUAAUGUGUGUAUUGGUAAAGACAAUCCAGGGGCCAGCACUGGACAAACAAAAGCUGAGCUAGACCACAGAAGUGUAGCCAAGAGAGGGCCUCGGUUAGAAGUGUUUAAGCAACCAAAACCUGGGAACACCUGAGAAAAGUAGGAAAAUGUCUGCUUUUGGAUGAGCUCGUAAAGGAGAAGAAGCCCAGACUCCUGAUGGUUAUUGCAAAGGAACUGUCACUUGGUCCUGUUUGGGUCAAGCGCGUGAGUCGAUGCUGAACACGGCAUUACCUGAAAAUAUUCAAAGAAUUCUCCAAUUUUAUUUUUUUUCCUACACGAGGCCAACAUCACUCUGAGACGCUUUUCCGUGACAAAUUUCAAAAAACCUGAAUUAACAGAUGUAUUUGUAACAGCAUUUUAAGCUACAAUUUUUCCAAGACUUUUUGUACACUGAUGCAUACUCCCUGGAAUCUUGUACAGUCUUUUUAAUUUAUUAUUCUGGACUGAUGAUCCCUGUGUGCUUGGAUCCUGAGUUCUGUUCUGGAAGAAGCUGGACUCGUCUCUGGCUUGCUGGGCAUGGCGACUGAUCUUUUUCUAAAUCUGGCUUUGUGUUUGAAAAGGAAAUAAUUUCCUUUAACAAUUUCUAAUUAACAAUGAGAGAUUAUUUAAAGACUGCUUUGUAAAUUUUACAGCAAUGAUUACAUUGUACAACAUUGUAUAUUAAAUGCUUAGGUUUAUUGUAA